Sitodiplosis mosellana (orange wheat blossom midge) is the source of this 1362-nucleotide messenger RNA. RefSeq names its product serine/threonine-protein phosphatase 2A activator (gene Ptpa). The coding region runs from base 131 to 1192 and encodes 353 amino acids. The record is from RefSeq and is a predicted model, not a curated record. Gene Ontology annotation, molecular function: peptidyl-prolyl cis-trans isomerase activity; protein tyrosine phosphatase activator activity. Gene Ontology annotation, cellular component: protein phosphatase type 2A complex; nucleus; cytoplasm. The transcript has 4 exons. Gene Ontology annotation, biological process: mitotic spindle organization. NCBI's taxonomy places the organism in Eukaryota, Metazoa, Arthropoda, Insecta, Diptera, Cecidomyiidae.
UGACAGUGACGUUUUGUGUAUGCAUCAUUUUUAUAUUGUGGAAAUUUUUCGUUCAAAAUAAACGCAAAUUUGUUGUCUCUUCACAUAAAAAAAGGCUUUCUUUCUUUCAAGUAAUAAAAAUACAGGAAAAAUGACUGAUCCGGGGACUGAAACUGAAGCGUCAACAUCGAAUGAGCGUAAAUACGUCGUACCGGUGCGAUCCGUCAAAAGUGUAAAUGAUAUGGCACUUUGGGAGAAGUCGACCGCAUAUUAUGAUAUCAUUGGCUUCAUAAAUGCAAUCAGUCAAGCAAUACAAGGAAAGAAACUCACCAUAAAAGUGGACCCAUCGCCAAUUACUGAUAAUCUGUUGCAGAUCUUUGAUGAAUUGAAUAAAAUGGUGGACGAAACACCGCCGCUGGAACAGCCACAGCGAUUUGGCAAUAGAGCGUACCGUGAUUGGUUCGAAAAGAUGAAAACUGAAUCGCCGAAAUUGCUGAAGAAAGCAUUGCCAGCCGAAUUCCAUCCAGCGCUCAUUGAAGUCAGUGCAUACUUUGUUGAGUCAUUUGGCAAUGCCACGCGAAUCGACUAUGGAACCGGCCAUGAAUUGGCCUUCAUCAUGUUUUUGUGUGCACUGUAUAAAAUUCAUGCGUUGAGUGAAAGCGACAAUUUAUACACUGGAUUGAAAAUAUUCAACGCAUAUUUGGUGUUUGUGCGUCGUUUGCAAAUUUGUUAUCGCAUGGAACCGGCCGGUAGUCAUGGUGUUUGGAGCCUGGAUGACUAUCAAUACGUGCCAUUCAUUUGGGGCAGCGCUCAAUUAGCUGUGAACGCACCAUUCGAACCACAUCACUUCCUUGAGCCUGAUGUCAUCGAUCGGUACAAAAAUGAAUACUACUUCAUCGGGUGUAUCGAUUACAUUCUACAGGUGAAGACGGGCAGCUUUGCCGAACACUCCAAUCAACUGUGGAGCAUCAGCAGCGUUGAUUCGUGGGUUAAAAUUAAUUCCGGUUUGGUUAAAAAGUAUCAAAAAGAGUUGCUCGCCAAAUUCCCUAUGAUUCAACACGUGCUGUUUGGUUCGAUACUGGAGUUUAAGAAAAUUGCUCCUGGCACCAUUCUUCCGACGGCUCGCUUGGGAAUGCUACCACCUCGCCGUGCACCCGGUCAACAUCUGACUCCAUCAGCCCCGCAACCAACAACUGCGCCACCAGCACCAUAAGCUUAUGAUGCAUUGAUUAUAAGCAAUUUCCUUUUCGUAGAUUCUCCCAUUUGUGUCGAUACACAUUGAUUUCGAUCAUUUUUUUUAAAUAGAAAAAACCGUUCGACUCAUUUACGCCUCAUUUAUUGUUAUUAAAUUUAAAUACAUAAUAGCUUUUGACAGAAAAAAAC